This is a messenger RNA of Eucalyptus grandis, 1480 nucleotides long. Its product is annotated as UPF0481 protein At3g47200. The record is from RefSeq and is a predicted model, not a curated record. NCBI's taxonomy places the organism in Eukaryota, Viridiplantae, Streptophyta, Magnoliopsida, Myrtales, Myrtaceae.
AUGAAGGGGUGGAGUGGGUUAGAAGGAAAGCAGAAAGUACAGGUAGAUAUGGUGACUUCACAAACUCUCAGUGUAAUAAAACCAGUUAGAAAAGCCUGGGGAAGAAACUACCAUGGCGAGAAGCUUGAGCAAGCUUGCCAGGACGACAAGGCCUGCUCAUGGGCAAAACUCUCCAUUUAUCCAAUCCCGCAAUAUCUCAAGGAUGGUGAGGACAUGGCCUAUCCCCAGAUUGUCUCCCUUGGGCCAUAUCACCACGGUAAGAAGCGACUCGGCCAGAUGGACCGGCACAUCCUCCACCACAUCCUCAGAUGCACUGGUCAUGAGAUAAGCCUCCAUCUAGACGCGGUGAAGGAAAUCGAGGAGAAAACUCGUGCCUGCUACGAGGGGACGAUAUCCAUGAGCAGUAACGAGUUUGUGGAGAUGAUGGUUCUUGAUGGGUGUUUUGCGAUCGAGUUGUUCAGGGAUUGCUCAGGGUUCAAGGAACUCAGCUACCCUCACAAUGACCCCGUCUUCUCAAUACCGGGAUUGAUGCACACAAUCCAGUGGCACAUGAUCAUGCUCGAGAAUCAGAUCCCUCUUUUCAUACUAGACCAGCUGCUCAGCCUCCAGCUUGGCGACCCCAACCAGAAGGGGCUUGUGGCCAAGCUGGUGCUCCGGUUCUUUGACCCUCUGAUGCCAACAGAUGAGCCUUUGACCAAGCUUAGCCGCAACAAGCUGGAGUCUCUCGGCUACACCACCACCUUCGAGCCAUUAUCUGACCAGGGCGAGCUCCAUUGCCUCUUUGUGUUCUGGCGAAGCCUUCUCCGCUUGGGCCUGAAGCCAGAGCCAAGGACAUGGAUCAAGCGAUGGUUGCACUCCAACCAGGUUGCCGAAAAGAGGCAGCAGCAGCUCAUCCACUGCAUGACAGAGCUCCGGGAAGCCGAGAUCAAGUUCAAAAAGAGGAAGAUGGACAGGUUCUGAGACAUCCAGUUCAAGGAUGGGAUUCUCUGGAUCCCACGGCUUCUGAUCCACAAUGGGACAAGGUCGCUUUUCCUCAACUUGAUAGCCUUCAAGCAGUCUCACUUCGAUUGCAGCAACAACAUCACCUUGUACGUAAUCUUCAUGGACAACUUGAUCAACUCACCCGAGGACUUCGGGUACCUUCACUACUGCAGGAUCAUCGAGCAUUGGCUUGGGAGCAACAUGGAGGUCGCUGACCUCUUCAACUGGCUUUGCCAGGAGGUGGUUGACAUCAAUGACAGUUACCUCUCUACACUGUCUGUGGAGGUGAACAGAUACUACAACCAUAGGUGGAAUGCCUGGAGAGACAGUCUCAAGCACACAAUCAUUUCUGUUAUUGCUGCUUUUGUUUUGCUUGCGAUUACUUUGACACAGACCUUCUAUGGGGUCUAUGCCUACUACAGGCCAGGCUCUUGAUCUCUGCAGUUUUUCAGAUCAGUUCUCACUCAGUUUUCCUCCCAGUGAACAUGCCCCUGAAAGA